Messenger RNA from Scylla paramamosain (green mud crab), 9188 nucleotides. RefSeq names its product myocardin-related transcription factor A-like (gene Mrtf). Gene Ontology annotation, biological process: positive regulation of transcription by RNA polymerase II. Lineage: Eukaryota; Metazoa; Arthropoda; Malacostraca; Decapoda; Portunidae. The coding region runs from base 826 to 5034 and encodes 1402 amino acids. Gene Ontology annotation, cellular component: nucleus. Gene Ontology annotation, molecular function: transcription coactivator activity. The transcript has 15 exons. The record is from RefSeq and is a predicted model, not a curated record.
AGCGUGCAGGUCGUGGGGGGCGCCAGGUGAGGGCCAGGGAGACGGAGGGGGCGCUGGCACGGUGCCCGGGCCGUCAGGGGCCGAGGUGGCCCCCUCGCUGCCACAGUUCCGGCUCUGCCCUGGCUCUGGGGCGCGGCGUCCCCCUGCGGCACGGACGGGCGUGAGGCGGCCAGCGAGGCAGCCGAGGCGUGGCGGCCUGACGGAGAGCUGAGUAGUUGCUGCAGGCGAGGGAUGACGCCCCACACACUCCGGGGACUUAGUGCUGACCACAGCCCUCACGCCGCACCCACGCCCGCCCCACGCCCCCAUCUGCCCUUGCGGCCGCGCGGCGCGUGACGGCCAGCCGGGAGCCUCGCAAGUGUCAGGGCCGCCGCUGCCCGCCGGACUGGCAGGUCCCAGCGCCGUGCAGGUGUGCCAGGCCGUGGCCACGCCGCUGGCCCCGCACUGCUCGGCGGCCCACAGUUGUUCAUGCUGAGUGCCACGCGGCCCACCGCUUGCCGACAUAGUGCCACAGGGCAGCAGUGACUCCCGGCCUGAGUGCCCCGCGGCUUCCCCACCUUGACGGUCACUCGUGGCCCUCGCGUGUAGUGCCCUGCGGCCCAGUGCCACGCGGCCCCAGUGCCAAUUGUCUUACGCCCCCUGAGUGACCCGGGUGAGGCCCCUUGGAGGCCGCCAUCCGGACCCUGUGGAUUACCGAGGCUCGCGGAGCCCAUGAAGGGCACUGCGGGCCAGCAGGCACCUCGCGGCCGUGGCAGGGGGGCGGGAGGGCGUGCCGGGGCGGCGGCGGUGUCAUGAGAAGAAGGGCGGGAGGGGGCUUGCGUGAGGAUGCCCGUCAUGCUAGACACCCCAGCGUCCCCACCACCACCACCGCCGCCGCCACCACCACCGCCAUCCCCUCCUCCACCACCGCCCCCGCCGCCACGUCACCCGUCACCCACGCGCCAGCCCCCACGCUGCCCUAAAUGCACAGAGUGUGGGACGAGGGUGGUGGUCGAGGGCAUUGAAGCGCUGUACUGGGCGGUGCGGCUCGACGCGGACCUCCUGCAGACCAUAUCCGCCAUCUACCCACACUGGUUCAAGCUGGCAAUGUCCAUCUACAGCACUCUUGUCAAGUUCAGAAUGGACUGUAAUCUAAACGACCUGAGCAAAAUGGGAGACAACCAAGGCGGGGAGGGGUCCCAGCCCCCCUUCAUCCCCCUGUCCCCACCCAAGUGUGAGGUGGAUGACUCCCCACUCCAGGGAAAGACCCUCAACAAGAACAAGGAGUCCCUCAAGGUCAAGCUGAUGCUGCGGCGGCCACGGGAGGAUCUGGUGAACCGCGGAGUGAUUCCACCCAUGAACACCCCAACAGCCUUCUAUGAGCAGCGGCAGCGUCUGGAUAUGGCUAAGAAACAUGACAUCCUCAAACAGAAGAUGCAGAGGCGGCCCGACAGGGAGGAGCUGGUGCGCCAACACAUCUUGGAGGACGCGCCUGGGAACAUUGACCCUUCGCUGGUGGAGAAGCAGAAGCAGCUGAAGCGAGCCCGAAUAGCGGAUGCCAUCAGUGAUCACCUCUGCCAGCGCCCCGGCCCUCUUGAGCUGGUGCGGGCCAACAUCCUACACACCACUGAGCCCCUUGAGAAGGCUGUCAAGGAGGGGCAGCUGAUGUUCAAAAGCACCAGCGAGGGGGAACCGCGUAAGCAUCCGAGCCUGUAUGUGCAGUAUGAGGAGGAGUCCAGCAGUGAGGGGGCAAUGUCCCCUGACCAAGCUGAGGGAGGAGGCAGUGUCACACCUUCCUCCACAUCCUCCUCCUCUUCUUCCUCCUCUUCCUCAUCCUCAUCUUCCUCAUCCUCCACUUCCUCCUCCUCAGGGGUGCGGGAGCUGGUCUCCUCCCCCUCCCCUGUCCUCACUGAGCCCUCCGCCCCCAUCACCACCUCCCUCCCCGCAACAGUGGUGGCCACAGUCAUCACCCGGCCACCCCCACCUCCCCCAACUGCACCUGUAGCAUCUCCCUCCCUCACUUCCACUACCUCCUCUCUCUCCCCACUCUCCUCCCUAGCCUCUCCUCCCCAACACCCUCUACUACCCUCCCCACAGGCUUCCACUCUCACUCAGACUCUCUUUGUGGCCCGCACCCCUCUCCCCCACGCCCUCACCACGCCUCCCCUCCAAAACUCAGCCCCUGGCAAGGACCAGUCCAAGAGCCGCAAGAAAUCCAAGGUGAAGAGUCAACCCAAGGCGAGAACCAUCAAGUUCCACGAGUACAAGGGUCCACCCAGUGCGGUGAAGAGGGAGGCAAGCAGCAACAAUCAGGCAGAGACUUCAUAUGACAUUCUUCUGCAGCAGCAGCAGCUCUUCUUGCAAUGCCAGCUGGAGCUUAAGCAGAAGUACCCACAGAUCAUCCUGCCAGCCGGCCUCAAGCCUCAAGCCAGCAGCGAUGGAUCUACUGCCAGCCUGCCCAGCGUCAUCAAGGUCGCUCCCACGCCUCCUCCACUUCCCUCCUCCACAGUGGCCAGUGGCCUCACCCUCUCCCAAGUCCUCCACACCCCCACCCACACCCCAUCCUCCACACCCACUCCUGCCUCCACACCUCCUGCUCCACCACCACCUCCAACACCUCCAGAGAUGAGCAUCCGUAUACACACCAAGCUGGAGGACAUGAAGGUGUCUGACCUGAAGGCUGAGCUGAAGAAGAGGAACCUGCCUGUGUCUGGAUCCAAGCCUCAGCUCAUUGACCGCUUGAGGUCCCACAGCACCACCUUCAUCACCUCCCCCACCACUCCCUCCGCCAGCACCAGCUCCACCACCACCACUACCGCCUCUGCCACUCCCACUGGACCCUCCGUCACCCUGCGUCUGGGCAGCGUGGAGCGGGAGAUACAAGUGGAGGAAGAGAGAAUUGUUGCUGCCUCCACCACUCCCACUGCCACUAUUGCCUCCACCACCACCACCACUUUAGCCCAGUUACCACAGGCCUCACCAAUCACCACUUCCACCCCAACUCCCACACACCUCCACACCGACGACUCAAUGCCAGGGUUGCUCGAGGCAUCAAUGGACCUGGCCGAGGAGGGCGGCUCCCGUUCUCCCACCUUCUCCCAGGUGUCUGGCUCCUCCACCCGUCCCCCAAGUGUGGCUCCCAUGGAGGUUGACUUUGACUCUGCAAUGGACACGAGUGAAUUCACCCCACUCACCCCUCUUAGCCUUCAGCUGAGUGAGGGCGGCUCCAUCAAUACCCCUCCUCCCCCUCCUCCUCCUCCACCUCCACCACCACCACCUGUGGUGCUGGCACCCAGCUCCCCUGCCCCAAGCCCCGCCCCACAGCCUGGGGAGACUAUGGACCGGCUGCAGCGGCGGAUAGAAGAGCUGCAGCGUGAGCUUCGCCAGACACAGCUGGAACUGCAGCUCCAGCAGCAGCAACAGAGUCUGAUGAAAGCACAGGAGCAGCAGCGCCGCAGUCAGCCUGACGCCAAGCUGAGCCAGAAGCUGAUUCUGCAGCAACACAUCCACAACAAAAAGCAGCAGCAGCAGCAACAACAGCUUCAGAGCCACUUACAACAAUUGCACCACCUGCAACAGCAGCAGCAGCAGUUACUGCAGCAGGUGGUGCAGCAGGAGCCUCCCAAACUUCGGGCAACACAGAAUGGCCCAAGCUUGGGUAGUGAAGAGGUGCAGGUCAAGCUGGAGAAUGGGUGGGAUCAGCUAUUGGCCUCCCCCAGCCCCCCUGCUGUCUGCAGCACUUCCACCACCACCAUCACCACCUCCACCCUGCCCCUCCGAGGUCAGCGGGCCUGCCCCUCCCAGACUCCUGUCCAGAAUGGUCUCACCCUCAACACACACCAAAGGGCUGCCUCAUUGCCAAACUUCUCUGGUCUCAUCGUCACUACCAGUGGCUGCAACACCACCACCAUCAACAACAUUAUCAACAACAACAUCAAUCACAACAACAAUAAUACCAUCAACACUAGUAGUAACCUCAGUAACCAUAACCACAUGAACAACCAUACCAGACACAUCACCAAUAACAAUAACAACAACAACAACAACAACAACAACAGCAUAAACCACGGCACUUCAGAGCCACGAUUUGUGAUCAAGCCGCCACCCAACUACGACGAGGCCACUAAGCAGCUCAAGGGAUCCGUGACGCCCACCAAGCUGUCCAUCAAGAGCCAGGCGGUGGAUGACGUCCUGGAGAUACUCAUCAAGAAUGGAGAGCUGCCUCCCAGUGCAGCACAGGACCCCCACACUCCAACGCCCCCCAUCAGGAGCUGCCGUGCUGCUCCGGUCUUCACCACCACAGCCACCACAUCCUCACUCUUCAAUGCCAUCUCCUCCAUCAACACAUUCACCACUGCCACCUCUGCCCCGCUGUCCAUCACCUCCCUCAGCCCUGCCCAGAUGGGUGCUGAGGUGGGGGGCGUGCCACCACCGCCGCCUCCGCCACCGCCACCACCACAUUCUAGUCAGCGUGUGGGGCCUUCCCAGGUCCCUCCACCAGGCCCCUGCCCCUCACCCACAGGGGGUGGGGGAUUGUCUUCCCACUCCCUCUUUGCUGACCUAGUGAUGGAAGGUGCCAAUCAGCCUCCUCUGGACCUGCCCCUGGACCUUGACCUGCCAGGACUGGAGGGCAUGGAGCUGGGGGCCCUGGAGCCCUCCCUAGAGGGGCCUCCUCCCACCUCUACUUCUAAUCAAGAUGUGUUGCUGGCCCCUCGCCUGCCUGAGCAAGUGCCUCCCAUGGAGGUGAAGAUGGAAUCUGGAGAGGAUGUGGAUGUGGCUUCUUGGCUGGACUCUUUGGUGCCCACCUCAGCACCCCCCCAGGCCCCCACUCCCUUCCCCACCUGGUCUACCCACCUGGUGAGUCUGGGGGGCUUUGAGGGAAGCAGUGGCAGCCGAGCGUGUCCCAGCAAUGCAGCACCCAACCUGCACCAGAGUGAUCCUCUGCUCUCCCACACCCAGGAUCAGCUGGACCUCUUUAACCUGGAGGAGGUGGACCUCAAGGCCCAUGACCUCAACUCAAGUCUCUCCUGGGACCGCAUUGACUUUGCUGCAUGAGUAACAUGCAGGCCCGGCGGGUGUCCCCUGCCCAACCUCGGACCAGUCAGGGACCACGGGCCCCGGCGCCGGCCCCGUUCUGGGCCAGGACGCUGUGCUAAUGUCUGUGAUGAGCAUGAGUGCCUUACAGUACUCUACAGAGGACCAGCAGUGUUAGUUCAUACUUACGUAGGUUGUGUUUGCCGCGCGUGCUCUCCCCGGGCCGCCUCUGAGGGGCCCCAGACUUUAAGGGGAGGAGUGGUGUACAUACGAGUGUCUCUGUACAUACUGCCCCGCCUCCUUCUUGUUAAAUGGUGCUGUUCUGUUGACUGUGCUGGCUGCACGGGGCUGUACUGCCCCACUGACUUGUGCUGACUCUGGGUUGGCCACGAGCAUGUAACAUAAUGUUAGCUCUACUCUAAGUUUUGGGAACAAGUCAACCCCUUCCAGAAAUUUGCUGUGUGCUUGCCUUGCAGGAAUGUCCUGAAGGUGUGAGAUGUGUUUGAACUGUAACUACUUUUGCCUGCAUUGAGCAGCCUGUGUGAGCCCUCAAGGCAGGCACACACUGCAACCAUUCCAUGACCUCCCGCCCCAGCCUUGCACCUUCCUCCUCCCUCCCACCCACCGCCGCAGCCUCAGCCAGGCAUCUCACAUAAUACAGAUCUCUAAAGUGUCUCUGCUACCCCAGUAGACUCCCGCUGGCAUGUCUGGCGUGUGGAGUCCUGGGGCACAGUGCACCCCACUGGUCGCCACCUCACUCCCAACUCCACCUCAGACCAGGCCACACACCCUCCCUCAAUCUGUGACCCACCAGCAUGACCCAGCGUGGCAACGUUACUGCCCCAGUCAUUCAUGCCCUACUGGCUGUGAGUGAGGUGGAGAGAGAGAGUGAGUGGAAGGCACCAGGUGAGGGAGUGCCCCACUAUUCCCUUGUUAUCUAAGUGUCUAAUAAGGCUCGGCUUUUGCUCCAACCUUGCAUCUUCCCCCUUCUCCAUGCCCUCCCCUUAUCUUCACCCUCCCCUUCUUUCUUUUAACAAUUUUCAUGCACUUCUUGUCCUGCAAAGUCCCACAACUAACACCUCUCCUGACUCUGCUCAUCAAAUGGCUUCCACCUUAAUGUACUAACUCUUGUGAGACAUUUCACCCACCACCACCACCACCACCACCACCGCCAGCAACAACAGUAGUAGUAAUGGUAGCAGAUACAAGAACACUGCCAUUUAAAACAGGGAACAAGUUUGUUUGCCAAGUAAUUUAAACACACACACACACACACACACACACACACACACACACACACAACUUCAUGGAAAAACAUAUACAUGAAAAUAGUUCUGUUCUCUUUAAUUAAACUAGAAAACCAUCAUGAGUGUAGCGUACAAGUAGAUACAUGAAAGAGACCAUUAGAAGAGGUGGCAUGGGUGCAUAUAAUUUUCACUGUGCAUACAAAUAUUUCACUGAGAUGGAAGUCUGUGAGUGUAUUAAUCAUUCUGAACAGAAAUUUGAUUAAUACAGAAAAUAACUCAACACACACACACACACACACACACACACACACACACACACACACACACACCCAAGACCUGUGUAAAUUACUGAUCUCGGGCUUUAAAGAUCUUACACCAAGACGGAGUUUGGUUAGAGUUCCUCAUAAUCCCUGCCCUCUCUCACCACUCCUUCCCCUUCUUUGGACACUUCAUUGAGUCCCCCCAGUCCUCCACCCCCUGUACAGACCCUCCUUCCCUUGGGCAUUUUCCUCCAAUGCUAAAACAUGGCCAUUGUUGCUUAUUACUCCUGGGAAUGGCAGAUGCAUAACCACAACCACCACCACAACUUGUCCCAACCUUCCCCUCCCUCGCCCCCUGCAGGCACCAAUCACCCCAAGACCAAACUCCUCCCGUGGGCUUUUCCAGUAACCAUGGGCUGAAGCCAUAGUGUCUGCAGGAGUGUUCACCGCAGCUCAACAUUACUAGUGUUUUGGCCCCCCUCCAUUGUGAGAGGCCCCACCUCUUAGUGUGCCAAAAUGAGAAGAACCCAGAGUGAAUUCUUUUGCAUGUGUAACCAACCAACCACCAACAUUCCAUGACAGUUUAGGGGAAUGAAGGCUGCAGCUCAGAUCGCUUGCUGGUGAGAUGCGUUUCGCUCUGAGGGAUGCAUAACUUUUUUUUUUUUUUUUUUUUUUUUUUUUUUUUUUUUUUUUUUUUGGUUUAAGAGGUUUUGGGUGCAUUAAUUUAUUCAAGAAUGCAUGUUGCCUCUGCUUGUUUGGGAAUGUGAGUGUGUGCUUGAUUCAUCAGAUGGAAUGACACAAGGCUGGCUGGCUGACUGGCUGUUACAAAGUCUCCUUUUUCUGACAUUAGCUGACCGGAGAGAAUUAGCUGCUUUUGUUCAUUCUUCUCCAUAAGCUACAUAAUUUUUAAAAUGUAAAUGCUUAUGUAUGUCUCCUAUAUGACAGCAGAUAUAUAUGUGCUCAUGUUUUGAAAAUUUUAAGUCCCUUAACUCAAAUGUUAGUGUUUGGUGACUUACAUCAAACAGAAUUAUUGUUAUAUUAUGAAUCUCAUUCUCUGUGUACAAGUAUUAUAACCACCACACUAGAUUUUAUGAGUCCUCAGCUGAACAGAAGUUUUUGAGUGUUUGGAGUGAUUGAAGACGACCUGAAUAUGAAUAUUAUUUAUUAAUCUUUUUGGCAAGAAAAUCUCAUCUCAGUAAUGCUACACUUUGUUCAAGUUCCCUUGUUUUGAUGUGAAAAUGGAUGUUCAAUGUACAAGUAUAGCUUUAUUCCCUUAGUUACCCAAGUCAACUCCUGUGUUUGUGUUCUGUGUGGCCCAAAAUUUCUGUGCAUCACUAUUGGAUCCAAACUGGUGUGCAAGAGAAAGGUGAUAAGGUACCUAUGAAUCCUACUUAAGGACAUGCUCAAUUUGUGUGCAGGAAGUAAAUACAUAUAUAUUUUGAUAGUUUUCAUGGUUAGAAAUUGUUGAACUCCCCUCCUUGUGUGUGUGUGUGUGUGUGUGUGUGUGUGUUCCUGAUUUUGUAUCCCUGUCGAUGUCCCUGUGUUGCCUCUCGGGAAAUACCUCCACUUUGUGCCAAGAGGCUCAAGCAGUCCUACUUAGUGUAUAAAAUUGGAGAAAGAUGAUUGUCACAGUAAACACAAAAAUUUGGGAGAGGGUAGCUGUUAAGGACUUCUGAAUUUUGGUGCAGUUUUGCAGUGUUGAUUGCAAAAACAAUCAGAUUGGCUGUUCAUCCCCAGUUCCUGAUGGGUGUUUGUCCUGGAGGUCAUGAGGAGCCUCAGUCACCCGUGUCCGGGUCACCUUUGCCUCGUGACAGAUGGAACACUUUACAAACCAUCUGCUUGUCAUAUCCUUAGAGUCAAGGUUCCAUUGUUAGCUUGCAUGGCCUUUUCUGCCCUGGCUCCUCAAUGUUUGGGCAACGUUGUAUGUUAAUCCUUAGGGAGGUUAAUUCUUUGGCAUAAUUUUCAACUGAGUAAAACAAUUACUAAAUUAUGUAGGACUCUAUGAGUGUUUUGUUUACUGGUGUAAAGUGAACAGUUGAUAACUUGUUUUUUAUCCAUGUUCCAUGACAAUGCUCAGCUAAAGUACUUUCAAGUAAUAUAAAUCCUGUAAAUUAGUGUUAUAUGAGUACAGCUGCUGUAACAGUAUGCCUUGAUACGUAAAUUUAGAUAUUGUAGAAUUUAUUGAAAGUGUAAAUGUGAUAUGUAUUUCUAGAGGCACUGAACUUUUAAGAGCUACGAGGAAGGUCGUUUCUAAGUUUUGCAUGAGUAGCACGGAAACGUGGGUGUAGUGGAAUUGAAAACCUAUCAAAAUAAUUGCUUUAAUAAGCUUACGUGUGUGUGUGUGUGUGUGUGUGUGUGUGUGUGUGUGUGUGUGUGUGUGUGUGUGUGUGUGUGUGUGUGUGUGUGUGUGUGUGUGUGUGUGUGUUGGUUCAGGAGUGAAAGAUGCAUUUACUCUGAAGGCAUUACGUGUCAGCCUUGCCUUGCCCCGGCCAUUGGGGGGGCACUGCGCCGCCCUGGCCCGGCAUGGCAGUGUCUGGCUGCUGCCGCCGGUGAACACUCCUUAGCGCUGCGGCGACGCUCGGGAUGCUUUGCUCUGUCUGCCACAACAUUACAAAAUUCUGUGGAUCAUAUUUGUCAGGUGAAUUAAAUAAAUUAUAUGGCACUUGGA